Molecule: messenger RNA, 1639 nt
Organism: Cantharellus anzutake
Lineage: Eukaryota; Fungi; Basidiomycota; Agaricomycetes; Cantharellales; Hydnaceae
Exons: 6
Coding region: 113-1228 (371 amino acids)
Biological process (GO): regulation of peroxisome size; peroxisome fission
Cellular component (GO): peroxisomal membrane
Source: RefSeq, a predicted model, not a curated record
CGGGUGUUUCCACGUCGGCGCCCAUCAGCUGAACAGUCGUGCAGCCUACUUGUCAUAUCUGCCCUUAUCUUGAGGACUUUUGAUACAACGGACAGUCGAUCAAUUCAACGCCAUGUCUGUUCAUGAAUCACCGUGGCCGUUGUCCUCUAGAGCGAGUCAGAUUUCCACCGACUCGACUUACUUUCAAGACCACAUUUCGGAUCAUGAAGUGCUUACACCGAGUACAACAGCGACCUUUGGCACGACUUCCAUACGUAUAAAUCCAGGGUCGGAACUACCCCAUCAUCCACCCUCUUCAUCAGGGUCUCCCCCACCUAAGCCACGCUCUAGGAAAAACACCAGCACGAGCGCGUCAACUAAAGCCCCAACCGCAGCCCCCCCUCUUCUUUCAUCGUCCAAAGUGAUAAAGUUUACACCUCUUUCUGCUUCCCGGCCUGAAGAAAUAUGGAGGGAGAUUUUGAAGACCGCAUAUGGGCGAGAUAAAGCAUUUAAAAUCAUACAAUAUACUAUGCGGCUCAUUCUGAUGGUUCAUACGCGCACUGCCUUCCUGUUCCGACAGCCGCGCGGAGGAGAAUUAGCACGCAGACUAAACAUUUCGAUUGGUCACCUUUCGAUCACAAGGAAAUGCCUUAUCAUGUUCAACUGGCUGACGCCUCUGACUCAUAUUGUAUCGCCACCCGAGUCCAAUAUCCCAUUCGCCUCGGCCGCAACUAUCACGUCCCCGACUCUUAUGCACCGUUUCCUCCAUGCUCCGCCACCCGUUUUGCUCGAUUUGUUCAACGCAAUUUCCGACGAUGUUUCGACACUCUCCAAACUGGGGCUUCUUGGCGCGAGAAUAGGCCACCGAGCUGGGAGGUUAGCCGAUUGGUUCUGGUUCGCAAGCACCCUUGCUGGACUUGUCGAGGUCGGGGCAGAAAGGGCGAUGGUUAAGGGGAUGUUGCAUGAAUUGCAAGAGCGGAUAUACGACGCUGGAUUAGAGAUGGGAACAGACACUGCCGAAAUUGAAGAGGAUGAAGCGGAACUCAAGAAGCUCAAAGCACAGUAUGGGUGGUUGCAAGUCACCAGGAUGAAGCUCCUGAUGGAUCUUAUUUUUGUUUCCUACGAUGUAUUUAAAUUGCAGAAAGCAAAAGAUUCUGUCAAGACCUACGCAGGACUGGCAUCUGCUCUUCUUAGCACGUGGAAGAUGUAUGACCGACAUCGCAGCGAACUCGACAAAGCAAACGCAUAAACAAGUCGAACGUCAGUACCUGACUAUUCUCUGGUUAUAAUAUUUGGUGAUUUCUUUGCUAUUAUACGAUUCUUCGAGGCCGUUGUGUUCUUGCAUCCCUUUACUCUCGCUUAUUACAGAGACACAUUCAUUCAUGUAGAUAGGAAAUGCAAGCGGGGGACGUUGGACAGGGAGCAUGGCACCUCAACCAUAGAUGUUUCCCUGAAGCAGUCAUGUAUGAGGCCCCAGUCAAGACGGUUGUCCGUAUUGAUGAAUGCACUCCAACAUACGAAAAUCAUUUCGUGUCCCCAUCAUAGCCUUUACGAUGUGCUAAACCAAGUUCAACGUCAGUUUGCACUGAAACUCCACCAUCGCUUCACGUUGAUUGGGGAAGAUGGCGUCGCCUGGGAGGCCGGGGAGGCUUGUGACUGU